AAAGCUGCUGGGUGCAGUGGAGGUAGUGGGAUCGGGAAGGGACCGGUGCCGUUGGUCUGCAGCACUGUAAGUGGGAACCCCUAUGCUGGGCUGGUGAGCCACCUGCGGGCAUCCUGGCUCUCCGGGAAGACACGGCCCUUGGAAUACCGCGUGGCCCAGCUGGAGGCCCUGGGACGCUUCCUGGAUGAUAAGAAGGAGGAGAUCCUGGAGGCCACCGCUGCGGACAUGGGCAAGCCGUCCUUUGAGGCUUACUUCAGCGAGAUCCUCCUCUGCAAGAAUGAGCUCAACGUCACCCUCAACAACCUGUGCCACUGGGUGAAGGACGAGCACGUGGACAAGAAUCUGGUGAUGCAGCUGGACUCUGCCUUCAUCCGCAAGGAUCCGUACGGGGUGGUGCUCAUCAUAUCGCCCUGGAACUACCCCAUCCACCUUUUCCUGGUGCCCCUCAUCGGGGCCAUCGCUGCUGGGAACUGCGUCAUUGUCAAACCCUCAGAGAUAUCCAAGAACACUGAGAGACUCGUUGCUGAAACGCUGAGCUGUUACCUGGACAAUGACUGCUUUGCUGUGGUGACUGGGGGUGUGCAGGAGAGCACAAGGCUGCUGGAGAACAAGUUUGACUACAUCUUCUUCACUG
Molecule: messenger RNA, 634 nt
Organism: Corapipo altera (White-ruffed manakin)
Lineage: Eukaryota; Metazoa; Chordata; Aves; Passeriformes; Pipridae
Product: aldehyde dehydrogenase family 3 member B1-like
Exons: 6
Biological process (GO): aldehyde metabolic process
Cellular component (GO): cytoplasm
Molecular function (GO): aldehyde dehydrogenase (NAD+) activity
Source: RefSeq, a predicted model, not a curated record